This is a messenger RNA of Perognathus longimembris pacificus (Pacific pocket mouse), 267 nucleotides long. RefSeq names its product synaptonemal complex central element protein 3 (gene Syce3). Gene Ontology annotation, biological process: reciprocal meiotic recombination; synaptonemal complex assembly; spermatogenesis. The record is from RefSeq and is a predicted model, not a curated record. The coding region runs from base 1 to 267 and encodes 88 amino acids. The transcript has 2 exons. Lineage: Eukaryota; Metazoa; Chordata; Mammalia; Rodentia; Heteromyidae. Gene Ontology annotation, cellular component: central element.
AUGGCUGAUUCUGACCCUGGGGAAAGAAACUAUGAUAACAUGCUGAAAAUGCUGUCUGACCUGAAUAAGGAUCUGGAAAAACUAUUGGAAGAGAUGGAAAAAAUCUCAGUGCAGGCGACGUGGAUGGCCUAUGACAUGGUGGUCAUGCGUACCAACCCCACACUGGCAGAGUCCAUGCGCCGACUGGAGGAUGCCUUUCUCAACUGCAAGGAAGAAAUGGAGAAGAACUGGCAAGAGCUGCUCAGUGAGACCAAGCACAAACAGUAG